Molecule: messenger RNA, 2763 nt
Organism: Saprolegnia parasitica CBS 223.65
Lineage: Eukaryota; Oomycota; Saprolegniomycetes; Saprolegniales; Saprolegniaceae
Exons: 2
Coding region: 1-2721 (906 amino acids)
Biological process (GO): regulation of transcription by RNA polymerase II; cell differentiation; negative regulation of G1/S transition of mitotic cell cycle
Cellular component (GO): chromatin; transcription regulator complex; nucleus
Molecular function (GO): RNA polymerase II transcription regulatory region sequence-specific DNA binding
Source: RefSeq, a predicted model, not a curated record
AUGCGCCUCCAGGACCUUGACGGCCUCGGGCCCGUGCUCCCGCGCAUGGACGCCGCCCAUCUCGCCCGCGCACAGAAGCUUCUCGAUGUCAUCAUGGCCUCCGUCGCCCAGCAAGAGCACAUGCACCAGACGCAGCAAGCGCCGGACGAUGACGCCAAGGCGCCGGCCCCCAACGACAUGUGGGUCAUGGCCUCGCUCUUCGCCAUCUUGAGUGGCAUCGAGCUGGAGCGCGAGCGCGACCGUGAGAACGGCGGGCCUGACCUCGCGCCCGCAAGUAUCACGCUGCGCGAUCUCCUCAGCGCGUGCCACGUCGGCCUCAGCGCGUUCCUGACGAGCUUUACGGGCCUCUUUAACAUGCUCAUCCUGGACCUAAGCCCGGAUCUGCUCACGCGCGCAAACGUGCUCAAGGAGCGCUUGACGAUCGCGUCCAUCUUGUUUACAAAGUACGACCAGCUCUGGUCGGCCUUCGUCUCGACGGAGCCAGGUAGCCCACGGAAAGCGCACCUCUUCAAGGCCGGGUGGCUGCUCUUCCUCAUUGCUCGAUCCCGUCUCCACAUGUCGAACGCGGGCCUCGGCGACCUCUACUACCUUCUUCUCGCUGUCUUGCAGCUCGUCAUCUCCAAGGUCCAUGUGCGCAGCGUCGAGGCCGAGAUUGCGGCCGCCCUGAGCUCGCUGGGCAGUCCCCACGCGCAGUCGCCACACACGAUACUUGAAAAGCUGUGUGCCAAGCCACAUGUCAACCGCAUUGACGUCGAGCGCGCCAUGGCCAAGCUCGAGAAGGAGAUGCAAGGCCUCGAAGACGCCGGCGUCCUCGCGUCGACAGCCACCGAGACGUACAGCUCCAUCUUUAGCGAUGCGCUCCUUCCCGGCAACGUCGCCAAGCUCGAGACCCACUACCACACGACGUAUGUCCUGCGCGUCUACGACCUCGACGAGUCGAUCUUUGCCGAUCACGAGCUCAAGCAGUCGCUCAUCGGGCCGCCACCGCCCCAACGCGAGCCCACACCCGCGCCAUUUGCGCCAUCAAGUCAGAACUCGUCUUCGUUUGAACAAGCGUGGCAGUGGCAAGGCCAAGUGCCACCGACCAAGGCGCCCGGGUCAGCAACCAAGUCCCCAAGCGUGCUUCUCCCGAAGCGGUCGCCAAGCGUGCUGCAGACACCCGUGACGGCCGCUGUCGAGACCAACAACUGGAUCCGCCACACGCUAUCGUCGCUGCCUGCGCACCCGUCCGAGAAGCUACUGACGUACUUUGGCGGGUGCGUGCAAGCGCCAACCGCCAAAGACAUGGUUCUCUCGCUCAUUCACGAGCUCUCGACCAAGGUCGGCACGCUGCACCGUCCGUCGACGCGGCUCCUCUUGCCGUUGGGCGCCACCCAGCCGCCGCCGUCGCAGGUCCAAGGCAGUCUCGGCAAGACCAAGACGAUGGGCGUCGGGCUCUACUACCGCGUGCUCGAGUCGCUUCUCGACGCCGAAGCCGACCGACUGCACACGAGUGACUUUUCGUCGCUGCUCACGAACGCAGCGUUCCACAAGGCGCUGUUUGCGUGCAGCAUGGAGGUCGUGCUCAAGGCGCACAGUCUCGUGACGCUGGCGUUCCCGCACAUUCUCGGAACGUGCGACGUCUCGGCCUUUGACUUUGGCAAAAUCCUCGAGAGCUUUGUGAAGCGCGCGCCGUCGCUGCCGAGCGAACUCAAGCGGCACAUGCGGGACCUCGAGCAAACCGUGCUCGACUCGCUCGUGUGGCAGAGUCGCUCGGGCUUGUACGCGCUGCUGGCGGCCGACGAGGCGACGCCGGCGCGCUUCUGCAUGCUGCAGCUUUUCUUUCGUAAAGUGCUCGCGCUCGCGGCCAACCGCAUCUACGCGCUCGGCCAGCACCUUCAGCUCGACGCGACGUACUUGAAUCAGAUCUGGACGAGCGUGAAGGAGUGCAUCUCGAACCACGCCGAGCUCCUCCGCGAUCGCCAUGUGGACCAUGUGAUUCUCUGCAGCUUCUACGGCGUGUGCAAGGUCAACCACGUCGUGCCCGAGGUCACGUUCAAGCGCGUGCUCGAGGCGUACAAGCGCACGUAUCCCGCGUCGGCGAAAGCCGCGAUCGUCCGCGAGAUUCCGCUCGACAAGCCGUCAAUCAAAGGCGACGUGAUCAAGUUUUACAACCGGUGCUACAUCCCGACCCUCAAGGCCUUCCUGCUGCAGUUUCAGCUGCACGAUCGCCAAGAAGCGGCGGCCAACGCCGUGACGCCCUUUGUCCAGCACCUCCCGCACGUCGGCGUCUCGGACAAUGAGGUGAUUGCCGAGGCCGCGACCGCCGCCGUCGAGCGAUUGCUCCACACGCACGGCAGCGUCCAGCGGCCGCCCGCCCCGAAAGUCGAGAUCCAGUCGCUCGCGGAGAUCCAGUCGCUGCCCCGGCCGUCGCAGCGGUCGUCGCCCAAGCGCGUGCUCAGUAGCAACGUGUACAUAUCGCCGUUGCGGCAGAUCCGCCAGCCGCGCACCGCGCUCACACCGCGCACCCACGCACUGUACGCGUUUGGAGAAAGCCCGGCGCGGGAUCUUGCGCUUAUCAACCGCGCUGUCAACACCAAGGGCGUUCGGCUAACGCUGCCGACGCUGCACGAUGCGAUCCCCGAAGACAAGUCGGUGGACGACGACAACGACGACAACGACGACAACGACGACGAGACGGAGAGCGCUGUCUCGACACCAAAGCGACGCCGAUACACAUAGUCCCGAUCGAUUAAGUACACCCUAUCUAUACUCUUUCCGUCC